This is a messenger RNA of Brassica napus (rape), 2694 nucleotides long. RefSeq lists its product as uncharacterized. Gene Ontology annotation, molecular function: cysteine-type peptidase activity. The transcript has 8 exons. Gene Ontology annotation, biological process: proteolysis. The record is from RefSeq and is a predicted model, not a curated record. The coding region runs from base 1 to 2694 and encodes 897 amino acids. Lineage: Eukaryota; Viridiplantae; Streptophyta; Magnoliopsida; Brassicales; Brassicaceae.
AUGCAAGGCAAUAACCAACCGGACCACCGUCUCCCACCGAGACUAUUCGCCACCGACCGUUUCCCGAGUGGACGCCACAACAUUUACUCGAAGCCAGAGCUUCUAGCUUUCAUCCGUCAUGUUCUUCGCGACACCGAAGAGUUCAAGUAUAUUAGAAGCUCUUGCUUCGGGAAGCUAUUUGACCUCCCAGCGCGUCAGUGUCCGUCUUCGGGUAAAAUGAUACACGCCAUGUUGACCAGACAACUAGUCUGUGGAGACAAACACACACUCUGGUCUGUUUUCGGAAGCGAUCCAAUCAAGUUCGGCCUCCAGGAGUUUGGCACCAUUACCGGUUUGCCUUGUGGAGCUUUCCCUGUUGGAUACACCCUUGAUAAAGAAGACCAUUCUACAGCAAACAAAGACCUUGAUUGGAUCAAGUUGAUAGGGAAAAAGAGAUUCACAACCAUUGCUGAUUUGCGUCACAAGCUAGAGACCGACAGACACAUGCCAGGGCGAAAGAAGCUACAGCUUGCUUUGAUAAUAAUAGUCGAUGGUGUCCUCAUUGCUCAUCAACAAACGCCACGCCCUACUCUGAAGUACGUUAGAAUGGUCCAAGACGUUGACGCUUUCUGCUCACACCCUUGGGGUAGAGAGUCUUUUAUCAAGACUAUUGCUUGCAUGAAGCCUCCGAAGUUCGUUCCUUUGAAAUGUGAAGACCCAAUCGGAGCAAUGGUUCAGCUCCUCAAGCAGGAGACAUUGAGGCUUAGAGGAUUCCCCCUUGCACUACAACUCCUUGCAUACCAGGCGGUCCCAAAACUACAGUCAACAAUUCCAAUCCCGUUUGAUUCUCAUACAAUUAUGGACCUAGACGGCCCCAAUCUUCCUUUCUACCCAGCGCCCAGCACCAUCGAUAUUAUAAGGGUUGAAGCCGAUCCUGAUCUUCAGGUCACAUCGCUGAUACCAAUACAUAGCCAACCACAACCUGGAUGGGGAGCUUGGCCUGAUGUCUCCAACGACGACCGUGUGUCAUACAUGGAGCAACUUAUAGCUGACCAUCGCCCCUUCACGAAGGACCUUUGGCAUGGUGGAGUCACAUCUGAGCCCUUUAUCACUACUACUACAAAUGAUGAAGAUCAACCCAAAGCUAAGAAGACCAAGCCGGAAGCACCUCCCAAAAAUGCCUACAAGCCAAAAACACUCACCAAAAAAGUUCUCAAAGCAAGGAAGACAUCAAAGAAAAAAGACACGGUCCGUAAGCAGAGACGCAUCAGUUGCUACUUUCAUUCCGCGGCUCCUUCCAGCACAUCAGAAGACAAAAUACUGGAGCUCCUCUCUGCAAUUUCAGAUCAAGUCUCCAAGCUUCAAAAGGAGUCAAAGCUGCUUCGAAAAUUGCUUAAGCACAAGAAGACUACAACUUCUUUGAAGCGCUCUGCCUUCAACACUCUACUCGGAGAAGGAUUGGUAAAGAAAGGCAACACUUCUGUUGCACACAAAGGAUGUCAGACUGAAGCAACAAACGUCAACGUUCCUGUCUCUUCACACGAUGUAUGCCACACGGAGCCAAAAGCUGAUUCCUCUCACCAUACGUUGCAAGCUCUUAUGGAGGAAGAUCACAGCCACUCGCCGGUCGUCAGCCAAUACGCGGCACAGCUCUACGGCUCAACUUCUCACAGCAAGUCCACAACUGGUUUCGUAGGCCAUGCGACAGCAAUCAAUGCAUUCUCAGCCACCGCUACAUCCAAACCUUCCUCUGUUCCCAACACCCAACAUUUCUCUGCUGUACAGGCUCAACCAACUGACGACAGCGACAUUGUGUCUUUGAGCGACGGCUCUCCAGCUCCACAAACGCCCAAGCACAUUCCAUCAAUGGAAGAAGACCACAUUGGAAAACAACUCUUGUGCUGCAAGACUGUCCCUGCGCCAGACCUGUUAAGCCCACUACCUCAAAUUGUGUGGGAUCUUUUCGAAAAGAUCAUUUCGAAGUUUAGUGCUGCGUUCCAUAUAACUCCCUCCAAACUCGACUUCUCCAACAACUUCCUACUCCAACUAGCACAGCCUAUGAAUUGGACAACAACUUACCACAUGGAAAUCCUCAUGCACAUGCUAGAUGCAAAGUAUAGUUGCCUCUUCGAAGAGCAAAAACUUGUCUUCAUUACCCCUCACCAUACUUCUGGAAUCCAGGCAAUAUCCAAGGAUUUCAACAAGUCAAGAAAGAGAGAUACCUUCGCAUGGGACGACCAGCUGACGGGUCUUGUUCUCCAGCCCGGGAAGAAAUGGAUGGAAGAUGUGUUGACUGUCUACACACCCAUGAUAUGGGGCGAUAAACACAGGGUUGGUCUUGCGAUAAACCUCGACUUGGGCGUUGUUGAAGUCUUAGACCCUCUCCCCACUUUGUACAAGGACAGUACUGCUGGUCGUUUCAUGGCUCCGGUCCUCAAGGCGUUACCUUACCUUGUUAAGAAGGUUGUAAACUACCAGCUCACUCAGUUUCGCGGCCUUGCACCUUUUACAUGGCAUCGUAUCAAAGACCUCUACAUCAACGAAAGGGGAGGCGACUGUGGACCUGUUACUGCCAAAUUCUUGGAAAUGCACGCACACGGGGAUCCAGCAAACAUGUUAAGCAUCACAGACCGCGAUGUUGAUGAUUUCCGUAAACAGUUCGUGCUUGACAUCUACAAGACCAUUGUACUGCCUGCUUACUACCCUCCAGCAUAG